CCUACAUUAAUCUUCCUAGUUCAAUCUGCAGAAAUGGCUCAAACCAGUUUCUGCCUUCUCGCCGCCGUCCUCCUCCUCCUUCUGGUGGUUUUGGCCGAGGGAGGACCUCCUAAACCUAUGAAAGUGAAAUGCCAAGACAGGAAAUUCCCCAGUUGUUAUCACAAAGACCUUUUCUGCCCUAUCACUUGCCCACGUACAUGUAUAGCUGACUGUGACUCAUGUCAACCUGUUUGUGUUCCACCACCACUUCCACCACCAAAACCUCGUUCACCUAAGAAAGUGAAAUGCCAAGACAAGAAAUUCCCUAGUUGUUAUCACAAAAGCUUUGCCUGCCCUGUCAACUGCGCACGUACAUGUGUAGCUGAUUGUGUCUCAUGUCAACCUGUUUGUCCUGUUACAACACCACUUCCACCACUAUCUCCUCCAUUGAUUCCGUCGCCGCCUUCUACCCCAAAUUCACCACCACCUCCACCACUAGCUCCACCAUUGACUCCGUCGCCUCCUUCUACUCCUAACUCACCACCACCUCCACCAUUGACUCCGUCGCCUCCUCCUACCCCUAACUCUCCACCACUUCCACCAGUACUAGCUCCACCAUUGGCUCCGACUCCUCCUCCUACCCCUAACUCACCACCACCACCAGAUCAAGAUGCAGGUGGAAAGAGAGUUUAUUGCAAGAAUAAGUUGUACCCUCAAUGCUACCGCCAGGAGUAUCAAUGUCCUAGUGAUUGUCCCGAUACUUGUGAAGUUGAUUGUGUCACUUGUAGCCCUGUUUGCAACUGCAAUAAGCCAGGGGCUGUUUGCCAAGAUCCAAGGUUCAUAGGAGCAGAUGGACUUACAUUCUACUUCCAUGGCAAAAAAGAUCAUGAUUUUUGCUUAGUGACCGAUUCCAAUCUUCACAUCAACGCUCAUUUCAUCGGUAGGAGAAAUGAAAACAUGAAGAGAGAUUUCACUUGGGUACAAUCUCUUGGUAUUCUUUUCAACAACCAUCAACUUUUUAUUGGUGCCAAGAAAACAUCAACCUGGAACGAUGCAGUUGAUCGCCUAGACUUAACCUUUGAUGGACAACAAAUAUUUCUUCCUGAUCGUGAAGGAGCCAAGUGGGAACCAAUAUCAGCUCGAGGAGUUUCAAUUUCAAGAAUCCGCGAUACUAAUUCUGUUGUGAUUGAAGUGGAAGGGAAUUUCCAGAUAAAAGCUAGAGUGGUACCAAUUACUGAAACAGAUUCAAGAAUUCAUAAUUAUGGUAUCACAGAGGAAAAUUGCUUUGCUCAUUUAGAUUUGAGCUUCAAGUUUUACUCAUUGAGUGGUAGGGUAAAUGGAGUUUUGGGACAGACUUAUGCAAGUAAUUAUGUGAGCAGAGUGCAGAUGGGAAUUGAAAUGCCUGUUUUGGGUGGGGAGAAAGAAUUUUCCUCCUCAGAUCUUUUCUCAACUGAUUGUGCUGUUUCAAGAUUUAGUGGCACUCAAAUUGAUGAUAGCGCCACAGAAGAGUUUGAUCAGUAUGCUGACUUGAAGUGUGCAAGUGGUAUGGAUGGAAAAGGAGUUGUGUGCAAGAGAUGAAUAAUAUUGUCGUUAGUUUCAUUAUCCUUAUGAUGUCGCAUAAUUAGAUAACUUCAUUGUUGUUGUCAAACCACAAUAACUAAAGAUACCAAAUACUAUUACAUUAUUUUAACGAAAUUAAGGAAUAAGAUUAUGAUCUAUUGUAAUAAAGCUGCACUGAAUUAUAUGAGUAAUAAAAGCAUAAGUACUACUUGUUUA
This is a messenger RNA of Nicotiana tabacum (common tobacco), 1755 nucleotides long. RefSeq lists its product as uncharacterized. Lineage: Eukaryota; Viridiplantae; Streptophyta; Magnoliopsida; Solanales; Solanaceae. The record is from RefSeq and is a predicted model, not a curated record.